Lotus japonicus is the source of this 444-nucleotide messenger RNA. RefSeq lists its product as uncharacterized. Lineage: Eukaryota; Viridiplantae; Streptophyta; Magnoliopsida; Fabales; Fabaceae. Gene Ontology annotation, molecular function: nucleic acid binding; RNA-DNA hybrid ribonuclease activity. The coding region runs from base 1 to 444 and encodes 147 amino acids. The record is from RefSeq and is a predicted model, not a curated record. The transcript has a single exon.
AUGGUUCUAUUUGAGAUCAUGGGAGGUGGUGGUUUACUGCGAAAUCAUACCGGAAAAUGGUUAUCUGGUUUUAUGUUCAAAGAGGUGGGUGGCAGUUCCUUUGGUGCACAAGCAAAGGCUCUUCAUGUGGGCCUUAGAUUGGCAUGGGAUCACGGGUAUAGGAAGCUAGUUUGCAAUUCUCAUAACAAAGAACUGGUCAGGACAUUGUCUGCCUCGGGUAGCGUCCAAGAUCAGGUUCAUGAUGGCACGGUGAGGGAGAUUCGUGAGGCCGUAAAUGGUGAUUGGAGAGUGGACCUGUCGUGGUGUAGACGUGAGGGGUUAGUAGCAGCAGAUUGGUUAGCUCAGACCGGUGCCAUGCUUCUGGGUUCAAUUUUUAGAUUACUUGAGUUUCCACCGCCAGAGUUGGAAGUCCUCCUGUUGAGGGACUCCCUCUGGGUUGGGUAG